GUUCUUACAUAACAAGACGCUUCUUGCUGUUGAUCCGGACCACCCACGUCACAAGGGCUUGGCUAACCCACCACUUCAUCAUGAGUGUCAAGGAUCCAAUCACAGUUGGCCGAAUGACAUUGGAGAUGUCACAAUGGAUUCAAAGCUUAUGUGUGAGAAAAAAUUAAGACACUGGACAUUUAUAUGCCAGGAAGCGCAACCCUAUCAAGCCCGCUUAAGAAAACGCGUUCGAAAUCCGGUAGAUGAAGCGCACAAAAAAACUGCUCGUACUUUUGAUAUAAUAGUAUUGCCAACUUUUGAUAGUACACGGAUGUCACGACGUCGACAAGGAAGAAGACUUAACAAUAGGACAGUUCGAAAGAUGGGGAGCUAG
Ambispora leptoticha is the source of this 373-nucleotide messenger RNA. The record is from the annotation of a GenBank genome assembly. Lineage: Eukaryota; Fungi; Glomeromycota; Glomeromycetes; Archaeosporales; Ambisporaceae.